Molecule: messenger RNA, 2376 nt
Organism: Cucumis melo (muskmelon)
Lineage: Eukaryota; Viridiplantae; Streptophyta; Magnoliopsida; Cucurbitales; Cucurbitaceae
Product: 3-ketoacyl-CoA synthase 11
Exons: 2
Coding region: 564-2105 (513 amino acids)
Biological process (GO): fatty acid biosynthetic process
Cellular component (GO): membrane
Molecular function (GO): acyltransferase activity, transferring groups other than amino-acyl groups
Source: RefSeq, a predicted model, not a curated record
CUUGUUUUUUUAAUAAAAUAAAAUAUAGAACAUGAAGUGGUAGUGGUAGUGGAGAAGAUCAUAAAUUGAAAAAUUAACAAAGAUUGUGGAAUCUGUUUUAAAGAGACAAGAAGAAGGAGGAGGAAGGAAGGAAGGAACAGAGAGAAGAGAAUGAUCAAAUCCCAAUUUUAAAACGAUUCAAAAACUGAGUACUGUCGUCUUCAUUUUCAUCACGUCCUUAUUUCUUCAUUUCAAAAACCUCCGUACGCUUCGCCGCUUUCAUCUAUGGCCAUACCUUUCCCUCUCCAUUCUUCUUCUUCUUCUUCUUCUUCUUCUUCUUCUUCUUCUUCUUCUUCUUCUUCUUCUUCUUCUUCUAUCUUUCUUGUCACUUUCUGCCCCCACCUCUAAUCCCACUUAACCCCCUUUUUAAUCCCUUCUUAAUUAUUGUUUUCUUUUUCCUCCUUUGUAUAUAUCGCUCCCUCCAUUUCCAUUUCCAUUUCCCUCUCUCAAACUCUCUUCCUCUUUGGGCCCCCUCUCUCCCAAGAUUCCUCCGGCCUGCCGAGGGAUUUGAGUUUUCAGGGGAAAUGACGGAGCCAAAGCCAUCCACACCUUUGCUAAGCACAAAAGCACCAUCCUCGAGAAGCCUUCCUGAUUUUAAGAAGUCUGUCAAACUGAAAUAUGUGAAACUUGGCUAUCACUACCUUAUCACCCAUGGAAUGUACCUCUUCCUUUCUCCUUUGGCAGUUGUGAUUGCGGCACAGCUUUCGACAUUUUCCCUUCAAGAUCUUUAUGAAGUUUGGGGUCAUCUUCAAUAUAAUUUAGUUUCUGUAAUUCUUUGUUCAACCCUCCUUGUUUUCUUGUCUACCUUGUAUUUUCUUACCCGUCCUCGCCCUGUUUACCUUGUUAACUUUUCAUGCUACAAGCCCGAUGAAUCUCGUAAAUGCACGAAGAAAAUUUUUAUGGAGCAAUCUCAGAUGACGGGGACGUUUACGGAGGACAAUCUUCAAUUCCAAAGGAAAAUCCUUGAGAGAUCUGGCCUUGGGGAUUCAACCUAUCUUCCUGAGGCUGUUCUCAAUAUUCCUCCAAACCCCUCCAUGGCAGAAGCUAGAAAAGAAGCUGAAAUGGUGAUGUUUGGUGCCAUUGAUGAGCUUUUAGCCAAGACAAGCGUGAAACCGAAAGAUAUUGGUAUCUUGAUUGUGAAUUGUAGCUUGUUCAAUCCAACACCGUCGCUUUCUGCUAUGGUCAUCAACCACUACAAGCUGAGAGGAAACAUUAUUAGUUACAAUCUUGGUGGUAUGGGUUGCAGUGCAGGUCUUAUUUCUAUUGAUCUUGCCAAACAGCUGCUUCAGGUCCAUCCCAAUUCCUAUGCCUUGGUUAUUAGCAUGGAGAACAUAACAUUGAACUGGUACUUUGGGAACGACCGAUCAAAGCUUGUCUCUAAUUGCUUGUUUCGGAUGGGUGGAGCAGCAAUAUUACUUUCGAACAGAAGAUCUGAGAGAAGGAGGUCCAAAUAUCAAUUAAUACAUACUGUUCGUACCCACAAGGGAGCAGAUGAUAAGUGCUUUAGCUGUGUUACUCAGGAAGAGGAUUCAACUGGGAAGAUUGGUGUCACUUUAUCGAAAGACUUAAUGGCAGUUGCAGGUGAUGCAUUGAAGACUAACAUCACAACGUUGGGCCCUCUUGUGCUGCCAAUGUCUGAACAGCUUCUCUUCUUCGGUACUUUAGUUGGUAAGAAACUCUUCAAAAUGAAGAUCAAGCCUUACAUCCCUGACUUCAAACUAGCAUUUGAACAUUUCUGCAUCCAUGCUGGGGGAAGAGCAGUUUUAGACGAAUUGGAGAAGAACUUGCAGCUGUCUGAUUGGCAUAUGGAGCCAUCAAGGAUGACACUCUACCGAUUUGGCAAUACAUCGAGCAGUUCUCUUUGGUAUGAAUUGGCCUAUGCGGAAGGGAAAGGUAGAAUGAAGAAAGGAGAUAGAACAUGGCAAAUAGCAUUUGGUUCAGGAUUUAAGUGCAAUAGUGCAGUUUGGAAAGCUCUAAGGACCAUAAAUCCAGCUAAAGAAAAGAACCCAUGGAUGAAUGAGAUCAACCAGUUUCCAGUUGAUGUUCCUAAAAUUUCAACCAUUUGAAAACUUAUUAUUAACUCUUUUAGUUUUUCAUUCAUUUUAGUCUCCUCUCUAAUUUGGGGUGCCAAGAUCUUCCAUUGAUUUUCCUGUGCUGAUAUUAAAGAAUUGACAUUUUCCUUUUCUUUUAGACCAGAAUUAUAGAGAGGUAGAUUGCUUUUGUUGAGAGCAGAACAUUGCAUCUUUGUAGAUGCUUUGGAAAGCUUCAUGUCUUGAUUUGUAUUGUGGGGAUUGGAAUUUGGAACUGUUCAAUUCAGCAGACAUUUUGGAUGGAUCA